GCCAAGGUUCGAGAGUUGGAAGAGAAAUGUCGGAUUCAGAGUGAACAAUUCAAUCUCCUCUCCCGAGAGCUGGAAAAAUUUCGUCAGCAAGCUGGAAAAAUUGACUUACUGAGUGGUAACACUGUCUGUAAUUUUGAUGCACCCAUUUCCCCCAAUAAGACUCUCACCCAGUUAAUGAAUGGAAUAGCCACUACUAUUGGAAAAGGACAUGAAAGUCCCACAGGUAGCCGGUCUUUAAUUUCUGAAUUUAUUCGCCCUCUUCAAAUCACAGGAGACAAGCCGGAACAAUUAUCUGUAAAGCCCAUUUUCCUGUCAAGAUCCAGAUCUGGCAGCCCAAGGCACAGGUUUGAAUCCGAUAUGGAUAAUGAACAGAAUACGAAUACCUCAAAGCAAAGAUACUCUGGGAAAGUACACCUUUGUAUUGCACGUUACAGUUAUAAUCCCUUUGAUGGACCAAAUGAAAACCCAGAGGCAGAACUUCCCCUGGUGGCAGGAAAAUACCUCUAUGUAUAUGGAGAUAUGGAUGAGGAUGGGUUUUAUGAAGGAGAGCUGCUGGAUGGCCAGAGAGGGCUUGUACCUUCAAAUUUUGUUGAUUUUGUGCAAAAUGAUGAAUUUCAUAUGUCGAGCACUUUGGCCAGUGAACAGGAAGAAAAUUUUCUCAAUCACUCAGCCCCUCUUCUUCAAGGGGAACACAAACUGGAGAUCACACCCCACAUUCACAUAGAGUCCAGUGUGCUGAACAAUGGCACAGGGACCAUGGAUGUGAACAUUGAUGAGAUUGGAGAAGACAUUGUGCCUUAUCCUCGUAAAAUAACCCUUAUCAAACAACUCGCCAAAAGUGUUAUUGUGGGUUGGGAGCCACCACUAGUGCCACUGGGCUGGGGUACCAUCCACAGUUAUAAUAUCUUGGUGGGAAAAGAAGUCCGUGCAACUAUGAACUUUGGGAGUAGAACCAAAAGUCUUAUUGAGAAACUGGAUCUCGCCACAAUUACCUAUCGCAUAUCGAUCCAGACAGUCACAGAUCGAGGCAACUCAGAUGAACUGCAGUGUACUUUGUUAGUUGGGAAAGAUGUCAUCGUAGCACCUUCUCAUCUCAAGGUUGACAACAUCACUCCAAUGUCUGCUGAACUCAGCUGGCUCCCAAGCAACAGCAAUUACAGCCAUGUCAUUUUCCUAAAUGAUGAGGAAUAUGACAUUGUUAAGGCUGCCAGUUAUAAGUAUAGUUUUAUGAACCUAAAGUCAAAUUCAACAUACAAAGUAAAACUUCUGGCAAAGCCUCACCAAAUGCCAUGGCAGCUCCCUUUGGAACAGAGGGAACGGAAGGAAGCAUAUGCAGAAUUUAUUACUCAACCAUUAGGUCCCCCUGUUGCACCUGAAGAUGUUUCUGUGCAUCCUGGGCCUACGCCAGUUACGCUGCUAGUUACAUGGAGACCACCAGUGCUGUCACCUACAGGGACCUCCAAUGGAGCCAAUGUCACUGGGUUUUCUGUGUAUGCAAGGGGACAAAAGGUGGCAGAAGUGGUAUUCCCUGCUGCAGAAAAUAUUGUGGUGGAUCUCCUGAAAAUACUUAAUCUAGAUGCCAAGGAGGUUACAGUGAGAACCUUGUCAACACAAGGGGAAUCUGAUGACUCCCAUAUUGCUUAUAUUCCAUCUGAACUACUGGUGCCUCCAACACUUCAACAACACACAAGGACUAUGCCCAAAUGCAAGCCAUUAUCAAGUGCUGGUGUACCAGAUACCAAAGAUGAACACAUAUGUCCUCACGGGAAAAUGGAUGAGUCUUGGGAACACCAUCAUUCAGUAUCCUCAGUGCAUGGACAUACCUUGGAACCUCCAACAUCAAAUUUUCACAUUUCAGGUCAUGGUAGGAGGUCACCUUCCCCACAAAGAAUUCUACCGCAACCACAAGGUGCACCCAUAUCAAAUACAAUGGCCAAAGCAAUGGCAAGAGAAGCAGCACAAAGAGUUGCAGAGAGUAACAGGAAUGAGAAGAGGAACCUGUUCAGUGAACGUAGCAAUGUAAUGCAUUAUGCUAACUCAGAUGAUGAAGAGGAUGGUUAUGACUCUCCGCACAUUAAAAGAAAAGGGGCUUCUGUUGAUGAGUUUCUAAAAGGCUCAGAGCUUGGAAAACAGCCACACUAUUGUCCUGGUGAUGAUUACCACACUGAAAGCAGCAGAGGCUCAGAUUUAUCCGACAUCUUGGAAGAAGAUGAAGAGGAGCUUUACUCAGAAAUGCAGCUUGAAGAUGGAGGCAGGAGGCGAAGUGUAACCUCUCAUAACACCCUUAAGCUUCUAGGUAAUCACUCUACCUUGGGAAGAACGGAGAGAGUGGAUCACCCUGUACAGCGGUUCUCACAUGGUAGUACAGUGCCACAAAGACCGCGACCUAUGAUGGUUCCAUCUAUUGAAAUUACAAUGGACAGUAACAGUGAAGGUGGCCAUUCUCGGUCAGGUAGUGAGGGAAAUAUUUCACCUGUAAAAGAAGAAGCUUAUUAUCGCAGCAUUGGAGGACACAGGAAGUGGUCUCCGCACCGUACCAGGGCUUCUGACGAUAGAUACGAUAGUUAUGGCAGCCGUGAGCAGAUUUCAUCUGAAAUGUAUGAGGAAUCAGAAACAGAUGGUGGGAUGGAGGAUUAUCCUGCAAGAAUAUUUGUGGCACUUUUUGACUAUGACCCAAGAACCAUGUCCCCGAAUCCAGAUGCUGCAGAGGAAGAACUUCCCUUUAAGGAGGGACAAAUAAUUAAGGUUUAUGGUGAUAAAGACUCUGAUGGUUUUUACCGUGGUGAAAGUUGUGGGAGAUCUGGCUUUAUCCCCUGUAACAUGGUCUCUGAAAUUCAAGCUGAUGAUGAGGAAAUGAUGGAUCAGCUUCUUAAACAAGGAUUUCUGCCACUAAAUACUCCUGUGGAAAAAAUUGUCAACUGUGAACGUUUCAAAGAGAGCUCUCGCUCUGUACACCGCAGAUCCAGAAAGUCUAAACGAGAGCGAAACAGGAGAAGUGGGAGGCAGCAUUCAGUGUCUACGAGGAGGAUGGUGGCGUUGUAUGACUACGACCCAAGGGAAAGCUCACCUAACGUUGAUGUUGAGGCUGAGUUAACCUUCUGCACAGGAGAUAUCAUUACUGUUUUUGGUGAGAUUGAUGAGGAUGGAUUUUACUAUGUGAGUAAAUGAAGUUAGACA
Staurois parvus is the source of this 3177-nucleotide messenger RNA. The record is from the annotation of a GenBank genome assembly. NCBI's taxonomy places the organism in Eukaryota, Metazoa, Chordata, Amphibia, Anura, Ranidae.